Messenger RNA from Serinus canaria (Common canary), 3456 nucleotides. It is a transcript of the gene PIK3C3, whose product is annotated as phosphatidylinositol 3-kinase catalytic subunit type 3. The transcript has 26 exons. The record is from RefSeq and is a predicted model, not a curated record. NCBI's taxonomy places the organism in Eukaryota, Metazoa, Chordata, Aves, Passeriformes, Fringillidae. Gene Ontology annotation, molecular function: 1-phosphatidylinositol-3-kinase activity. Bases 74 to 2734 code for a protein of 886 amino acids. Gene Ontology annotation, biological process: endocytosis; autophagy of peroxisome; phosphatidylinositol-mediated signaling. Gene Ontology annotation, cellular component: phosphatidylinositol 3-kinase complex, class III, type II; cytoplasm; endosome.
CGUGGCCGGCGAGGCCGGCGCUGCUGCCCGCGGGCGCUGAGUGGGCGGGCAGGGAGCAGCAGCGGCGGCGGCCAUGGGCGAGACCGAGAGGCUUUAUUAUGUGUACAGCUGCGACCUGGACAUCAACGUGCAGCUGAAGAUAGGAAGUCUGGAAGGAAAAAGAGAACAGAAAAGCUACAAAGCUCUCUUAGAAGAUCCGAUGCUGAAGUUCUCGGGACUGUACCAAGAGACUUGCUCUGACCUGUAUGUAACUUGUCAGGUGUUUGCAGAGGGGAAGCCGCUUGCUCUUCCAGUUAGAACUUCCUACAAGGCUUUUAGCACUAGAUGGAACUGGAACGAAUGGCUGAAGCUACCUGUGAAGUAUCCAGACUUGCCUCGAAAUGCUCAGGUGGCUCUGACCAUCUGGGAUGUGUAUGGACCUGGUAAAGCUGUUCCUGUGGGAGGAACAACGGUCUCGCUCUUUGGAAAAUAUGGUAUGUUUCGACAAGGAAUGCAUGACUUGAAAGUCUGGCCCAAUGUAGAAGCUGAUGGCUCUGAGCCCACCAAAACUCCUGGGAGAACCAGCAGUACAGUCUCUGAAGAUCAAAUGAGCCGCUUGGCAAAGCUCACCAAGUCUCAUCGACAAGGUCACAUGGUGAAAGUGGAUUGGCUGGACAGACUCACCUUUAGAGAAAUAGAAAUGAUCAAUGAGAGGGAAAAACGAAGCUCCAAUUUUAUGUACCUGAUGAUUGAAUUCCGUUGUGUCAAGUGCGAUGAUAAAGAAUAUGGAAUAGUUUACUACGAAAAGGAUGGUGAUGAGUCAUCUCCAAUUUUAACAAGUCCUGAAAUUGUUAAGAUUCCAGAUCCCAGAUUGGGACUGGAGAACUUAGUAGAAAGCAAACAUCACAAACUUGCUCGAAGUUUAAGAAGUGGACCUUCUGAUCAUGACCUGAAGCCUAAUGCAACUACACGAGACCAGCUUAAUAUCAUAGUGAGCUAUCCACCAACAAAGCAACUAACGUAUGAGGAACAGGAUUUGGUGUGGAAAUUCAGAUAUUACCUUACUCAUCAGGAGAAGGCCUUGACAAAGUUCCUGAAGUGUGUCAACUGGGAUCUACCACAAGAGGCCAAGCAAGCACUGGAGCUGCUGGGCAAGUGGAAGCCCAUGGAUGUGGAAGACUCUCUGGAGCUUCUGUCAUCUCACUUCACCAACCCCACGGUGCGGCGCUAUGCUGUCGCCAGGCUUCAGCAGGCUGAUGAUGAGGAUUUGCUGAUGUACCUGCUACAGUUAGUCCAGGCAUUGAAAUACGAAAAUUUUGAUGACAUAAAGAAUGGCCUGGAGCCUAGCAAGAGGGACAGUCAAGGUUCCAUGUCAGAAACCAUGACAACAUCUGCAUCUAAUGCUUCAGAAGUAGACAGUUCCCAGAUUAUGAGUCCUAUUCCACCUGUUUCCUCUCCACCUCUUACUUCUAAAACAAAAGAGCUUGCAGAAAAUGAAAACCUUGAUCAAGACCUUUGCACUUUCUUGAUAUCACGGGCAUGCAAAAAUUCCACGUUGGCAAACUACUUGUACUGGUAUGUAAUAGUGGAGUGUGAAGACCAAGAUACUCAGCAGAGGGACCCAAAGACUCACGAAAUGUACCUAAAUGUGAUGAGAAGAUUCAGUCAGGCUUUGCUGAAGGGUGAUAAGUCUGUCAGAGUUAUGCGCUCACUUUUGGCAGCCCAGCAGACAUUUGUAGAUCGGCUGGUUCAUGUAAUGAAGGCAGUGCAGCGUGAAAGUGGGAAUCGUAAGAAAAAGAAUGAGAGGCUUCAGGCAUUGUUAGCUGAUAAUGAAAAGAUGAAUUUAGCAGAUAUGGAACUUAUUCCACUUCCUCUGGAACCUCAGGUGAAAAUUAAAGGAAUAAUCCCUGAAAAAGCCACACUCUUCAAGAGUGCCUUAAUGCCUGCUCAAUUAUUCUUCAAGACAGAAGAUGGAGGCAAAUAUCCUGUAAUUUUUAAGCAUGGUGAUGAUUUACGUCAAGACCAACUUAUUCUUCAGAUUAUUUCACUCAUGGAUAAGCUGCUAAGAAAAGAGAACCUGGAUUUGAAGCUGACACCCUAUAAAGUGCUGGCAACUAGUACGAAACAUGGCUUCAUGCAGUUUAUUCCAUCAGUACCAGUUGCAGAAGUUCUUGCUACUGAGGAAACUAUACAGAACUUCUUCAGAAAACAUGCCCCUAGUGAGACUGGCCCUUAUGGAAUCAGCGCAGAGGUGAUGGACACGUAUGUUAAGAGCUGUGCUGGUUAUUGUGUGAUUACUUACAUCCUUGGAGUUGGAGAUAGACAUCUGGAUAAUCUGUUGCUAACAAAAACAGGUAAACUGUUUCACAUUGACUUUGGUUAUAUUUUGGGCCGGGACCCCAAGCCCCUUCCUCCCCCAAUGAAGCUGAACAAAGAGAUGGUGGAAGGCAUGGGAGGCACCCAGAGUGAGCAGUACCAGGAGUUCCGUAAGCAGUGCUACACAGCCUUUCUCCACCUCCGCAGGUAUUCCAACUUGAUCUUGAAUUUAUUUUCCCUCAUGGUGGAUGCCAACAUUCCAGAUAUUGCUCUUGAACCUGACAAGACUGUGAAAAAGGUGCAGGACAAGUUUCGUUUGGACCUGUCUGAUGAAGAAGCUGUCCAUUAUAUGCAGAGUCUAAUUGAUGAGAGUGUCCAUGCCCUCUUUGCAGCUGUCGUGGAGCAGAUACACAAGUUUGCACAGUAUUGGAGAAAAUAAGCUUUUUGCCUGCUCGUGGUGGAACCAAGCAAAUGCUCAAAACAGAGACUUUCUCAAGCCCUUGUGGACUUAAGCAAACAGUUUUGGAAAGUAAAAGCUGCAGAUUUAAUGGUGUGAAGAACUGAGAACUCAGAAGGUAGAGAAGCUUUUUGAAUCUCUGUUCAUUAAAGGUUUUAAACCAACCAUUUUUUAAAGGAAGAUGAUUGUUUGUACCAUCCUUGGGAGCCUCAAAGGUUGAAGUAAGCAACUUCCUCUCAAGCCAAAGAUAACUGGAAGAGGUUGGAUUUAAUGAUGAAUUCUUGUAUGUGUUAAUAUAUUUUCUUAUUUAAAAAUAGAAGUAGAGACAAAGCUAAAGCAGGGAGGCUACAAUUUCUUGGUGCAGAAAAACCCCUCACAAAGCUAUGGUAAUCCUCUCUCGUCCCAUCCCCCCCCCCCAUCCACUUGGUUCCUUGAAUAAGUUUUAAAUGUAAUUCAUAUGAUCCUUUAUUUCCUCCUUUAGGCAAUGUUACAUUUAGAAUGGACAGUCAUUUUUUGCCUGCUUACAAAAGUGUUUUUAAGUGCUGAUAAGUUACUCCAGCUGUAGGCAGCCAAUUAAAUGAUUGCUAACAGGCUUGGCAAUGGGAAUGCACAGUGAGCAUUUCAGUAUUUCAUGCUUUAACUUUAAAUGUUUUCUAUACAGUGAUUAUAUAUUCUUCACUCUAAUAAAAGCCUUUGUUGUUGCA